UUGUAUGAUGGCGGACGUGCGCACCCACUACCCCCGCAACACACGCACUGUGAGCGGCGGAACAGCGCCUUGCACCGGCCGGACAGCCCGUCUGCGAGGCAGCACACCCGGAAGAGCACUCAUGGAUACGGGGAUGGAUUUUCUUUCUGGUGAAUAAGGAUAACCAAGCGGGAAUCAUCUUGUUAGAAAUCCGUUUAAUUCUUUUAAAAAAAGAAAAACACACACACCACUUGAGCCGUCCGCCACGGUUUGUAGAGGGAGAGCACUCGCGAACUAGCAACACAAACCGCAUGAGCCGCAUCUUUCUGGGAGGUGUGCUGGCCAAUCAUAGCAGGAGGAAUGAGCGGGCAGGCAGAGCAAGGUCAGGGGGAAGCUGGGAGCUUCCAGGAGACAACCAAUCCAGAGGUGGGGGAUACCGUCCCCCAGGAGUCCCCCCCACCAGCGGUGAAGGCGGAGGCGGGAUCGGCCACGCCCAGCAACGGCCAAGCAGGGGAAGGCAACCUCCCCGCUGAGAUCUGUGUGGUGAUUGGAGGAUCCCGCAGCUCUCAGACACUCGGGUCCUAUGUGUGCGGAAUAUGUGGGAAGAAGUACAAGUACUACAACUGCUUUCAGACGCAUGUUCGCGCUCACAGAGAGUCAGAGAGUGGGACCAGAGAGAGCAGCACUCAGGGGCUCAACAGCAGCUUCCGGUAUGCCUGCGAUAUCUGUGGGAAGAAAUACAAAUACUACAGCUGCUUCCAGGAGCACCGUGAUCUGCACGCUGUGGACGACCCUUAUGACCAAGUUGUCCUACCAGUGGAUGAGCAGAAGGAGGAGGAACAAGUGGAGCCCUUCCAAAAAAUCGGACCGAAAACCGGGAGCUACGUCUGUGAGUUCUGUGGGAAGCAGUACAAGUAUUUCAACCCGUACCAGGAGCAUGUGGCCCUGCACACCCCCAUAAGUCGGGCCAAUGAGAUGCAGUCCCUUCGCUCACAGCAGCACGGUGGGGACAUCAGCAAACAUGGCACCCCCAAAUCCGGGCACCGCCAAUCAGAGGGCGCUUUCUGUCGGAAGAUUGAGGGGAAGAUGCAGGCAGCGGCGGGGGAGACCAACAGCUCCCAGAACUCCAGCGGAACUACAAAUCCCAUGGUGCCCAGCUCAUAUCCUGUGGUGCAGAAGCCCUACACCUGCGGUGCCUGUGGGAUCCAGUUCCAGUUUUACAACAAUCUGCUGGAGCACAUGCAGUCCCACGCAGCGGACAAUGAAAACCACAUCAACGUGGAGGCUCCCAAAACGUCCCCAGCCCCCACCCCCACCUCCACCCCUGCUGCAGCUCCUGCCCCUGCCCCCCCUCCUGCACCAACUCCCCCCUCACAGAGGAACCACACUGCUAACGUCAGCAGUGUCUUGCCUGAGAAGGAGCGGCAGCAGGUGGCUGAGCGCUUGCUGAGGGUGAUGUGUGCGGACCUGGGGGCCCUGAGCGUCCUGGGCGGGAAGGACUUCCUGAAGCUGGCGCAGAUGCUGGUGGACACAGGGGCGCGGCACGGGGCGUUCUCCCUGCGGGACACUCUGGGGGAGCUGGGCUCGCUGGCCCUGAAGCAGCUGCCCCGCAUGUACAACCAGGUGAAGGUGAAGGUCACCUGUGCCCUGGGCUCCAGCGCCUCGCUGGGCAUCGCCGUCACCUGCCACGCCCACGCAGUGGGCCAGGAUGCGUGCUACGUGCUGACCGCCUACCAGGUGGAGGGGUCCCGGGUCAAGCGCUAUGUCCUGGGGGUGAAGGAGGUGGACCUGAGGGAGGCGGGUGAGCAGGUGCACCACUGGGUGCAGAACGUGCUGUCUGAGUUCGUCAUGUCCGAGAUCCGCACCAUCUACGUGACGGAGACGCGGGUGCUGGCCACGCCCUUCUGCGGGCGCGCGGGGGUGUGUCUGCGCUGCGCCGGGUGCUCGCUGGCCGCCGUGGUGCAGGCCGUGCUCGGGAGGCGGAGCCUGCAGGCGAGGGGCCUUCAGGAGCUGGGCGACCUGCUGGCGGCCUGCCGGGACCUGGUGGCGGUGGCAGGGCUGUCCCGGGACCCCCCGGCCGGGCAGGACGACGCCACCCCUCCCCCCUGCUGGGACGAUGCCGCCGAGACGCUGCUGCUGGUGCACGAGCGCUUCGAGCAGGUGUGCGAGGCGUACGGGCGGGGCCGGCGGGCGGCGCCGCUGCUGCAGAGCCUCAACAAGCCGCUGCUGGGGACCCUGGCCUCGCUGCUGUCUCCCCUGCGCCAGGCCGCCCUGGAGCUGAGCUCCGAGCGCCGGCCCACGCUGCCCCUGGUGCUGCCCGCCUACCUGCGCCUGGAGAAGCUCUUCACCUCCAAGGCCAGUGAGGCCGGUGCUGGCGGCCGCCUGUGCCACUACUUUCUGGAGGCGCUGAAGGAGAACCUGAAGGUGGAGCGCCCCCACCAGGUGGCCAUGGUGUUGGACCCGCAGCUGAAGCUGCGGCCCACGCCCGUGCACCAGCACGAGGAGCUGAUGGCCAAGGUGUGCGAGGCGGCGGGUGAGAUGAAGGAGGGGACGGGGGGCGGGGCCGGGGCGGCCGGGGAGGACGGCGUGGGGGAGGGGCCUCCUGGGCGCAAGCGCGUCCGUCUGGAGGGCGGGAAUGCCUGGGGGCGGGGCUCCGAGGAGCCCAAGGUCAGGAAGGAGUUGUUCCAGUACCUGGCCGAGCCGCAGUUCCACGCCACGCCUGACCUGUUCCAGUACUGGAGCUCCGCCAUGGAGAAGUACCCAAAGCUGGCGCGGCUGGCGCUGUGGCUGCUGGCGGUGCCCGCGGUGGGCACGCAGAGCGACUGUGUGGCCGUGUGCGAGCAGACUCUCGCCAUGAAGCGCCGCCGCCAGGUCCGGCCCGAUGAGGCCAGCAAGCUCAUCUUCCUCAAGUCCAACAUGGCCUGAGACGGCGCAGCCCGUACACCCCCUCCCCCCCUCCCCAAAACGGACCAGGGGCCAGGAGCACACGGUCACCACUGUGUGAAUCCUGCUGGCCUCGUCUGUCUAUUUAUUUGACUUUGUGUAGAAACUGCCUAGAGGACUGUCUGUUUUUACACUGCACUGCGUGAAGUGGAAGCUGCUAUCUGUGUAGGCGUUAUAGCUCCUGAUGUCCUCGGUCCUGACCUGAGGAGGGGUGGAGGUGUGCACAGCGCACUGCAGGUGUGAGUACACAGUGCAGCCCUGGCGUUGGGACCGUGGCCUGUCCUCUGAUUGGUGGCAUUGAGGUGGGAAAGAGGACUGGGAGGCAGAACCCUGCUGUGGCCGCUGUUGGUCUUAUUGUUUAAUCUCACUGAAAUUUUUCUGACGUCUGACUGUACUAUUUAUACACAGGAACAUGACUUGAAAGUUCUGAGCGGAGUUCUAGUCUCGCUCGGGUGGGAGCUGGGUUUUGGGAGCGACCCGGUUGUGAUGCAGUCGCUGGUUCUGUGUGGUUCUGAAGCUCAGUGAAACACAGUCUACUUCUAACAGUUCGCUUGUAGAACUACAGCAACAAAAGUUAAAAUAUGGACACCUGCUGCAUGCAUCUAUUUAUUAUUUCAUUUUUUGGGAAAAAUAAGGGUUUUCUUACAGUCUUCCUUGGUCUUACAUUGAAACUAUAAAAGUAAAAUACAAAUAACUAUCCUUAGGGUGCACAGUUUUUACACUUGGAAAAAUGCCAAAGAAACACAUGGCUGCUCAUUUAUAUUCAGACUCAUAUUGUGGACGCACUGGGCUCCAGUUCCAGCUACACUCCACCUUCUUCUCCGGUCUGACAGUGGCCUCAUCGCCACUGUCCCAUCUUCUCUGGUCCCCCCUCCCCCCAUCCCUCUGUCCCUCUGACCUGCAGGGUGGCUGUGACUCCACACUCACCGCUCGGCAGGAUGCUGAAAAGGAAGAGAAAACUUCAUUAGACACAAAGUGAUCCAGAUAAAAGGGUAGGAUAUAGCUGUCUCAGAGCUGCUAAUAACAUCAGCCUGGAAGUGGAAGGGCCUGCAGACUCAUUGUCUGCACUGUGGAGUAGAGGACUGUCUGUGGAAGGUCUGGGUCCCAGUGUGACUGCUUACCUGUGAGAUAAGACACGAUUUAGCUGCUGAUGACUGCUGCUAACGCUCUGGCAACGCUGGAACGUUGUAGCUAUGAUGAUGAUGAUGACCAUUAUUGUUACAUUAUUGUCAUUAUUAUUAAUGAAUAAUAAUAAACCAUAGUACUAGUCAUAAUCUUCAUAGGUGGAAUAGUAACCACAGGCUAGUGCUGUUAAUUAGAAAUCAUAAAAGUCAUACAAGUUUAAAAGUAAAAGGGAUUUUCUGGCCAAAUAGAGCUUAUCUUGGACUGUUACUGUAACUGUAUUGUUUGCACACAUGCUUCAUUGACUGCUUGUGUUUGUGUCAUGGUCUUAUUUAAUCAAGUCCAAGCCGUUGCAUCGUACUGUACAAACCUCAGGAUAUCGUUCAUCUAGGCCACGUAACAGUAGUAACUAUCUUCCUCUACUUGUGUCUGAAGCUUUGGCCAGGAUCAAAGGAGACGUCACGUUACUGUACAAAUAACUAUGUGCGGACAGCUUUCUGGGGUGCUUUUUUAACAAACUAGAAAAUAGAUGAGCUCAAAUUGUUAGUGCUUGUAUUGCCUGUUAAAUACAUCUAAGAAAUGAGUUCAGAGUUAUGCAUGCAGUUUUGUAUAACAAAAUAUUGAAGAUAAAAAGGUGAGAACUGAAGUAUGCUGAUCUAUAUAUAAGCAGUAGCUACAUAUUUUUAAAUCUGGGGUUUCCUCUUGAAGAAGAGUUUUAAAAGGAUUGGGGUUCUGUGUACAUACGAAACACAAUCUGCUGUUUUGAUUCACUCUGAAGAGCUACUGAUUUCCAAGUCUGAUAACACCGUACCUCUUUUUUAAAGCCUUUUAUAAGACAUGGCAAGUCUGUGCAAAGCUCUCCCUUUGCAGGCGGCUCAUGGAGAGGUAUGUGGCUUCGGCUCAAGCUGUUCUGGUCAGGUGGGGUUUCUCUCACCUGAGG
This is a messenger RNA of Megalops cyprinoides (Indo-Pacific tarpon), 4984 nucleotides long. RefSeq names its product zinc finger protein 618-like. The coding region runs from base 340 to 2904 and encodes 854 amino acids. Gene Ontology annotation, molecular function: protein dimerization activity. The record is from RefSeq and is a predicted model, not a curated record. Lineage: Eukaryota; Metazoa; Chordata; Actinopteri; Elopiformes; Megalopidae. The transcript is spliced from 13 exons.